UUCUAUUCGUCCACCACACCACCCACUACAGACUAUCAUGGGGGCAGAAUGCUGUGACGGCCAUGGGCACUCUCACGGUGGAGCGGCAGUGCCGCAUGCAGCUGCUGCCCCAUUCACUGCCGAGGAAGAGGCUGAGUUCAAGAAGGUCAAGAAGAUGGCUGACUUUCUUCGCGGCCGCAAGGGCAUGCCUGUGCGCCAAGCCAUUGAGAUGGGCAAACGCGUCGAGUUCUUUCGCGGGGACAAGUUGGGAAAGUUCUUGCUGAACAACGCUGUUGCCGAACGCUACUGCCCGACCCCCGUGACUGACAAGGCACAAGCCCUUGAAAUGGGCAAAUUGCUCAUCCAGUAUGGAUUUAUCCACCGCAGCAACCGCGAUGAGCGAAACAAGAAGGUGUUGCAACCGACACAGGACACGAGCUUUGUGGCCGAUGGCUACUACACUUGGAUGUACGACGGACCGACCACUUUUCGCAACUUUUUGACAACUCUGCUUAUCAUUGGGUUCACCGGUCUGGUGUGCUAUCCCAUCUGGCCGCAAUGGAUCAAGGUUGUCGUUUGGUACUGCUCGGUCACGUUCCUCAUCUUCAUUUUUGUGUUUUCGCUCGUCCGGGUCUUCGCGUUUUUCAUUUUGUGGCUCGUCGGGAUCGAGUUUUGGUUUUUACCCAACAUUUACGACGACAACCUUGGGGUGAUCGACUCGUUCAAGCCAUUGUACAGUCUCCGCAGCACGGACGUCAGCGAACGCAAGUACCGUGCGAUUGCUUGUGUUCUGUUCAUUGCCAUGUGCGUCUGGAUCGCGCAGCAACCCACCGACUUCGACGAGUACAUGGAGCUGACGAAGCAGUUUACCGACGACAUUUACUCUGGCAAACUCAUCGACGAUAUGAGCCAGCAGCAGCGAGACAGCAUAGACAAAAUGAAGAUCCCUGAUCUCGAAGAACUCAUGAAGGAUGACGCGUCGGACAUUUUUGCCGAAAAGGACGAAGACGCAAUCUUUGAUAGCUACAUGGACGCCAAGUACUUCUCUGAAGACGGUGAAGACAUUGACAAGGAAGACUUGUAGGGGUCUCCUUGAAUGCAAACAACCUCUCAUUUACGUGAUCUCUCCUGCUC
Messenger RNA from Aphanomyces invadans, 1113 nucleotides. RefSeq lists its product as hypothetical. Lineage: Eukaryota; Oomycota; Saprolegniomycetes; Saprolegniales; Verrucalvaceae. The record is from RefSeq and is a predicted model, not a curated record. The transcript has 2 exons. Gene Ontology annotation, biological process: post-translational protein targeting to membrane, translocation; intracellular signal transduction. The coding region runs from base 38 to 1063 and encodes 341 amino acids. Gene Ontology annotation, cellular component: endoplasmic reticulum membrane; endoplasmic reticulum.